Messenger RNA from Theobroma cacao (cacao), 1860 nucleotides. RefSeq names its product MATE efflux family protein. Lineage: Eukaryota; Viridiplantae; Streptophyta; Magnoliopsida; Malvales; Malvaceae. Gene Ontology annotation, molecular function: antiporter activity; xenobiotic transmembrane transporter activity. Gene Ontology annotation, biological process: xenobiotic detoxification by transmembrane export across the plasma membrane. The record is from RefSeq and is a predicted model, not a curated record. Gene Ontology annotation, cellular component: membrane.
ACAACCAUUCAAACAAAUCGUUCAACCAGAGGCGAAAGCAUAUUGGCCUUUUGCAGCAUACAAGUCAGUCUGUUCCUAUACAAGAAAAUAUUCAAAGAUUCUGAAGGUAUUCUUAUCUUAAAUACUAGACAGAGAGAAACCCUUUACAGUAAGCGUUUAGUUUAGUUCAUUAGGCAGUUCAAACUUUCAUAGAACAGCGGCUAUGGCUAUGGAGAGUGCUCCACUGCUCAACACUCAUGGCGCAGACAGCAACCAGAUAGAAAAGCCUGUGAGAUGGGUUAAGGAGUUCGGAUAUGAGUCCAAGAGGUUAUGGCAUAUUGCAGGGCCGGCGAUAUUAACAGCAAUUUGCCAGUACUCAUUGGGAGCACUCACGCAAACGUUUGCUGGUCAUGUUAGUGAGUUGGAUCUUGCUGCGGUGUCCGUUGAGAACUCUGUCGUAGCUGGUCUUGCUUUCGGUGUCAUGUUGGGAAUGGGGAGCGCAUUGGAGACGCUAUGUGGUCAAGCAUAUGGUGCUGGGAGGAUAAGGAUGUUGGGGGUGUACAUGCAGAGAUCAUGGGUUAUUUUGUUCACUACAGCAUGCUUAUUGGUUCCCGUCUACAUUUGGUCACCUCCCAUUCUUGAACUCUUUGGAGAGACCACUGAAAUCUCCAAUGCUGCAGGUAAAUUUGCUGUGUGGAUGCUGCCGCAGUUAUUUGCUUACGCUAUUAACUUCCCUAUACAGAAGUUCUUACAAGCUCAGAGGAAAGUCAUGGUAAUGGCUUGGGUAUCAGCCAUCGUACUAGUGCUACAUGCUCUUUUCAGCUGGCUGCUGAUAUUAAAACUCGGAUGGGGACUAAUAGGAGCAGCAAUAACUUUAAAUACAUCAUGGUGGCUCAUUGUUAUCGGACAGUUGUUAUAUAUCUUUAUUACCAAGUCUGACGGUGCAUGGUGUGGAUUCUCGUGGCUAGCAUUUGCGGAUCUAUUUGGCUUUGUCAAGCUUUCUUUGGCUUCUGCUGUUAUGCUAUGCUUGGAAUUUUGGUACUUAAUGGUGCUGGUUGUCAUAACAGGUCGACUACCAAACCCUCUGAUACCAGUUGAUGCCAUUUCCAUUUGCUUGAACAUAAAUGGAUGGGAUGCAAUGAUUGCAAUCGGUUUCAACGCUGCUAUAAGUGUGAGAGUAUCAAAUGAACUUGGAGCUGGGAAUGCUUGGCUUGCAAAAUUUUCUGUGCUAGUUGUUUCAAUCACAUCUGUGGGCAUAGGGGUUGUUUGCAUGAUUGUGGUGUUUGCCACGAAAGAUUACUUCCCUUACCUCUUCACCAACAGUAACGCUGUUGCUGAAGAAACUACCGAGCUAUCAUUGUUAUUGGGGUUUACGGUACUCUUAAACAGCCUCCAACCGGUCUUAUCUGGUGUUGCUGUUGGAGCUGGAUGGCAAUCUCUUGUUGCGUACAUCAACAUUGGGUGUUACUAUAUUGUUGGAUUGCCGGCUGGGAUACUCCUUGGAUUCACAUUUGGUUUUGGGGUUAUGGGUAUUUGGUCAGGAAUGAUCGGAGGCAUUGUUUUGCAAACCUUAAUCUUGAUAGUUGUUACUUCACUAACCAACUGGAACAAGGAAGCUGAAGAAGCAGAAAGCCGUGUGAAGAGAUGGGGAGGAUCAAUUGCGGAGCAUUGAUUUGAAUCUGUCUAAGUGAAUUAGGGUCCAGUAAUGUUGGUUUAUCAGGGGCCGAUUACAGCUUUUAGUCAUCAUUUUGUAAGCAUUUAGGGUUACUUCUAAAGGCAAUGUGUUAGGCUAUACCUGUAGGUUUCCAUAAACCAACAGCAGCAACACAGAUUUCAGAAUCUUGACAUGGCAAGAUGCGAUUGAAUUCUGAUUUAAGUAAA